Clarias gariepinus (North African catfish) is the source of this 6045-nucleotide messenger RNA. Its product is annotated as arf-GAP with coiled-coil, ANK repeat and PH domain-containing protein 2-like. The record is from RefSeq and is a predicted model, not a curated record. Gene Ontology annotation, molecular function: protein binding; GTPase activator activity. NCBI's taxonomy places the organism in Eukaryota, Metazoa, Chordata, Actinopteri, Siluriformes, Clariidae. Gene Ontology annotation, cellular component: cytoplasm. The transcript has 23 exons. Bases 341 to 2779 code for a protein of 812 amino acids.
UUAACGUUUAGCCCACCUACUUGGCAGUAGUGACCUGAACCAAUUUGAGUUCCUUUGGGGUAGCGGAGUCAGAAAAGGGGGGAAAAACUACUUUUCCAUUCAGCGCUGCUUAUAAGUUGGGUCAAAGAGUUUUUUCUAGUUAUAUAUGUUCCUGGUAUUUAUUGUUAGUUUAAUCUGUGAGCCAGCAGCAGAAAGGCUAGCUGGUGUUGUGUUUGUUGCUGAGGUGGCUAAGCAGGGCUGUAGGGAUUGGACUGGCUAGCUGGGCUAACCUUCGGUUUCUAAAAAAAUAUAAACGAGUAAAACUUUUUUUUUUUGAGAUAUUUCGCCUGAAAAGACAAACAUGAGGAUCACAGUGGAUUUUGAGGAAUGUCUGAGAGACUCUCCCAGAUUCAGGGCCACCAUUGAGGAGGUGGAGGGAGAUGUGUGUGAGCUGGAAUCCAAAUUAGACAAGUUGGUGAAGCUGUGCAUUGGGAUGAUCGAUGCUGGAAAGGCCUAUGUCUCGGCCAACAAGCAGUUUGUGAACGGUAUCCGUGAGUUAGCACAGCAGUCGGCUGAAGAUGAGGUCAUUGAGUCGAGUCUGAUGAAGUUUGCUGAGAGUUUGCAGGAGAUGACCAACUAUCACACAAUUUUAUUUGACCAGGCUCAGCGCUCGAUUAAAUCACAACUUCAGAUGUUUGUGAAAGAGGACCUGCGCAGGUUCAAAGAGUCAAAGAAGCAGUUUGAUAAAGUGAGUGAGGAAAAGGAGACAGCAUUGAUCAAGAAUGCUCAGGCUCCCAGAAAUAAACAACAUGAGGUGGAAGAAGCUAACGGCAUCCUUAAUGCUACACGCAAAUGCUUCCGACAUAUUGUUCUGGAUUAUGUCCUCCAGAUUAAUCUUUUGCAGUCUAAGAGACAAUCAGAAAUUCUCAAAUCGAUGCUGUCCUUCAUGUAUGCCCAUCUGACCUUCUUCCACCAAGGUUAUGACCUGUUCAGUGAACUUCACCCACUAAUGAAGCAACUCGGGGGGCAGUUGGAGCAGUUGAUGAUUGAUGAAGCAAAGGAUAAGAGGGACAUGGUAACUAAGCACUCCACUAUUCGGCAAAAGGAUUAUUGGAAUGAUGACACCAAGCUGGAGUACAAUGUAGAUGCUGAGAAUGGGAUCAUUAUGGAGGGUUAUCUGUUCAAGAGGGCCAGUAACGCUUUCAAAACAUGGAACAGACGCUGGUUCUCAAUCCAGAACAAUCAGCUAGUGUAUCAGAAGAAGUUUAAGGAUAACCCAACAGUGGUGGUGGAAGAUCUGAGGUUGUGCACAGUUAAACACUGCGAGGACAUUGAACGCCGCUUCUGCUUUGAGGUGGUUUCGCCCACAAAGAACUGUAUGAUGCAGGCUGAUUCUGAAAAGCUUAAGCAGGCAUGGAUCAGAGCAAUGCAGAACAGCAUUGCUACGGCCUUCAGAGACAGAUCAGAUGACUCAGAGAAAUUGGAAAGGAAGUCAUCGCCGUCCACAGGAAGUUUGGAGUCAGACCCCAGGGAGAAAAGUCUAAAAGGAGAAGGUGCUUUACAGAAGGUCAUGGCCAUUGCAGGAAACAACACAUGUUGCGAUUGUGGCCAGCCUGAGCCCAAAUGGGCCAGCAUUAACCUGGGGAUCACACUGUGCAUUCAGUGUUCUGGCAUCCACAGGAGCUUAGGAGUUCAUUUCUCCAAGGUGAGAUCGCUGACUCUGGACACCUGGGAGCCAGAACUGCUGAAGUUGAUGUGUGAGCUUGGAAACCAUGUCAUAAAUCAGAUUUAUGAAGCUCGCCGUGAAGAGCUUGGGGCACGGAAACCACAACCAGGAGACUCAAGGCAAGAUGUGGAGUCGUACAUCAGAGCCAAGUAUGUUGAUCGGCGAUUCAUCAGAAUGCCAUCAGAUGAGGAGUUGAAGUUGAAGAUCAUGGCUUUAAGUGUAGAGCAGAAACGACUUAGUGACCCCUGUGAACCACAACCACAAGAAACACAACAUACACAAUUACAGAAAACGCAACCAGCUUCCAGAGCUCUAGCUGUGAGUGGCCUUGAAGGUUCCAGUGAAUCUCUCUUCUGUCCUGCUGAAUUAGAUUCUCUCUUCUCGUACUUUGAUGCAUCUGGCAAGCGCAGUAUGAAAAGUGCUGACACUGGCAGCACUACCAAAGCUGAAGGAAGCCCUUCGGGCCUAAACACCAGCCAGAAUCAUGCAGAAGUAGAUGAGUCUCAGGCCUCCACAUGUAGCAGUAAGGAGAAGCUGGUUUUCUCCGAACCAAAGCAGUUCUGUCCCAGUUUACAACUGUAUUGGGCCUCAUUUACACGCAGUCUUCCUGACAUGGCUGAAGCUCUUGCACAUGGGGCAAAGGUCAACUUCAUCAACACUGAGGAAGAGAAGAGAUCGCCACUAAUAAUGGCAGUACAUGGAGGCUCUCUGGUCACAUGUGAGUUUCUGCUCCAGAAUUCAGCCAGUGUGAAUCAGUGCGACAGUCAGGGCAGAGGACCUCUACACCACGCCACCAUACUUGGACACACUGGCCAAGUGUGUUUAUUCCUGAAGCGUGGAGCCAAUCAGAAUGCAACAGAUAUUGAAGACAAAACACCACUCUCCAUUGCAGUGGAGGCAGCUAAUGCAGACAUUGUAACGCUACUGAGACUGGCCAAGAUGAAUGAAGAGAUGCGAGAGUCAGAGGGACCAUACACAGGGCUCACAGGUCAAUAUUCCUCUAACAGUCCCACUGAGAUUCAAUACAGGAAGUGUAUUGAAGAAUUUAUUUUCUUACAGCUUGGAGACUCUUAACAGUGUUAAUAUACAUUUCACCCAAGUGACAUUCUGAGUUCGUAAUUAAUUUUCAGCAGUCCUCACAGUAGUGCAGCUUUAAAUCACAGGUUUAUAUUACAAAUGCUGUAAUCCUUUCUGGAAAACACGUUAAUGUUUGAUAUCAUAAGCCAAACAAAUGUGCCUGCUUCCAACUCACAGACACUCAUUGCGAAAGCCACCAGUUAUACUUGGAGACAUGAAUAAAUCCAUUGUACUUAUUGCAUUAACAAACUCCAUCAGUGAUAAUCAGUAACUAGACGUAAAGUUAGCACCGUUCUGAGUUAAUAUAAAAACACAAGCCACCACCUCAAGCCUUACCAAACAGACCUGUGUUUCUUUAGGUGCAAAACUGUCUUUCAUAAAUUUGUCACUAAGUCACAUCCUGGUAAAAACAAAGACAGAGCAGUCCCUAGACUCACACUAAGUAGUUCGCUGCACUGAACUUGGAUAUAGUUCAGUUUGUUUUAUAGGCUACGUUUACACUGUCAGUUAAAUGUGACCCAAUUCCGUUUUUUUGCUCAUAUGUGACACAUAUCGGGUAUGUUCUAUGUCCAUGUAAACAGGAAAAAAACGCAUGCAUUCCGAUAUUUUUAAAUCGGUUUCAGGCCUCCUUCAUAUGUGGAAAUAAAUAAGAUAUAAAUCAGAUAUGUGCUAAUGUAAUUGUCGUGUAAACAGACAGAUCGGAUUUCCUGAGUCAUUGUGUUCUGUGUGUCAUUAAAACUACAACUUCUUCGCAGUUUAAUGACAUAAUGUUUGGUGGAAGCGCGUGUGGAAUUAACAUCGCAGGUGACAUGGAAAAGGAAAAGCAUCCAGCCCCCCAAUUCCCCUUAUAUAAUUCCCCUGACUAAUAAGAAGUCAGUAUUUGGUGAAUGAAGCAUAUGCACAGGCUGCAAUUAUGCCGUUCUUUUUCUCCUCCUCGUUUUAAAACCGUGGUGAUGUUUCGCAAACUUUGCAUAUAUCGCAUACUUCACCUUCGUCUAUCUUGGCUAGUGUGUAGCGCAAGAACCUCCUUUAAGUUUGCGCGAUGUUUCAGAUGACAUGGCAUGUGUAAACACAUGUAUCGGAUAUGAGUCAUAGUUGAAAGAACGUGUAAACAGACCGUCAAAAAAUCAGAUAUAGGCAACGAAUCAGAAUUGGGCAUCGAGACCUGCAGUGUAAACGUAGCCAUAGAGAGCAGGAUGGAUGGGAGAGCUGGUUUGCUUUAGCCUAGCACAGACGCCCACCUGUUUGCUGCGCUUGCAACUACUCCAGACACUGGCAUCCGGUGACACUGAGGGCUGGUUCCUUCAGCAGUCGCCAUCAUCGACAUGAACACUGUUACAUGUUUAUACUGAUUUUUCCAAAAUUAUAAUAAGGAGAUGAGUGUACAGUAGGUUUGCAAGGAAUCAGAUAAGCUACAGUACUUGUAAUAAACAAAGCUCCCUACCAGUGUUGAGUUAAAGGAUAAAAUCUUUUUAAAUUUUAUCUCUUUGUCCUUAUUUUAUCUUAAGUUAUCUUGGGAUUUCCUUAAAUAUAAAUUAAGAUGCAUAUGCAUUAACUACAUUAUACAAUUGAACACAAAUUCAAAUUCUUUUAUUUUUGUGAAGCUGCUUUGAGACAAUGACCAUUGUUAAAAGCGCUAUAUAAAUAAACUUGAACUGAAUUAUAUUUAGUUAUUUGGCAUUACAAUAGGUCUUAAAGUUUGUCACACUGAAUGCGAGUACAAUGCAAGUAAUCAGGGCCAUUUUCACAGCAAAAGUGCAUUCCAACUUCACUCGUAUGAAGCUUCUGCAAGUUCGCUAAGCUAAAUCGAGUUAUCUUUCAAAGUAAAGGUAUAGUUAGUACAAAUGUAACUCUUUUCUUUUCCCAGAAAUAGCUCUAUGGCUAGUUCAAGUGAAUGAAAAAUAGUUCAAUUUGAAACUUUGAAAAAUACCAGAAAAAACAUGGAAGAUACUAAAACGCGUUGUUCUAAUCUUCACCUCUUUAGCCAUUUAUUUGUCUUUAUAAUAACAAGGGGACUGAAACUGUAUCCGUGAUGUUACUAUGUGCUGGAUAUUCGCUCACUUACACAGCCCAGUGAAGGUGGCUCUAGUGUCAGUUUUGUGACACUAGAUAAAGAGAUAAAGCUAUGACAAUUUUUUUUUAAUAUAAUGAGGACAGGGGUGGUCACUUUGCAGUCACAACAGGGAGAAAAUCUAAUUAGCUUGUCCAAUACAAAAAAUGGAAAAAGAAAAAAAAAGAAAUGUAUUUUUUUUUAGUGUUUUGUAUACACACACUAGUUCCCAUUUAAAAUUUAAUCUUUAACUAACACACUUUAAUUUAGAACAAAUUCUAAUAAUUAAAAUAGUUGUUCAGUUUAACUAAAACUCUCCACCAUUGAAGCAGGUGUUCAGACAAGUUGAAUGAAUUUGAUCUAAAAUGGAGUCUGUGUCAGCUCAAGCGCACACUGGCAUUACCAAAGGGGACAAUUACAAAGAACGCUUGUAAUUGCAAAUUAUAAUAUGUAAUGAAAAUUGAGUAUUAAAUUUGAAAAGAAUGUAAAACAGACGUGUUUCCAGUAGUGCUCUGAGACUUAUGAACUCCACUCUAGUGUUUGUGUAAAUGCAACACUGAUGUAUUGCUGGCAGUUUGCAGGCACAUUAUAUAUUGUAAAACGUUAUUGUAAUAUUGUAUUUUUGUCUAAUCACCCACUCCUACUUAGUCCUCAGUGUGUUAGUGCAGCGCAUAAGUAUGUGACGCAAUGCUAGUUUGUUUUACAGCCCCUUUCACAUGGCGCUAUAUAGCCCUCAAUUCAUUAUAAACUGACAAAAUAUCUUGUCUUUAUUUAGUUAAGAAGUUAGACUGAUUGUUAUGUUGCUGUAAAGUCUGUAAAGAGAAAACACAUCGGAAACCGAGUUGAUGAAUACAGUCAGUAAUAUUGGUCAAAACAUUCCUAAGUUGAUUUACUUAGAGCUGCAACUAUUUAUAGAUCUUGAUUUAUAUGUAUUUUAUAUACUGUACGUUCAAAUUUGGUGUGUAGAAUUUUAGCUGUAAAUCUGCAGUUUUAUUAUUUUGUUACUUUUCCAGUUUGAUCAGUACGAAAGACACACCACACAGUGUUUAAUUAUAUCUGCAAUGAUUGUGAAACCUAAUUAUUUUAUAUAUUUAUUUAUUUAUUUUUUUAUGCCAAGUGAGCUUUGAAAACUUUGUCGUGAAAUAUUAAUGUAUAUAUAAAACUAAAUUAUUUAGUUUAUUUUUAGGAAUAUUUAAAACAGUUGAAUGUAUAU